Scatophagus argus is the source of this 2945-nucleotide messenger RNA. RefSeq names its product MALT paracaspase 2 (gene malt2). The coding region runs from base 98 to 2656 and encodes 852 amino acids. Gene Ontology annotation, molecular function: cysteine-type endopeptidase activity. The record is from RefSeq and is a predicted model, not a curated record. Lineage: Eukaryota; Metazoa; Chordata; Actinopteri; Scatophagidae. The transcript is spliced from 17 exons. Gene Ontology annotation, biological process: proteolysis.
AUCUGCUAAGAUUUAAUUCUUUUCCGUGAAAGUUGGCUUUAACAGAAGGAGGUUGCUAUGACAACGCGCUUCAUGCAAAUGAUCGUGCCUGCCGGGGAUGGUGGAAAUGAGGAACCGAAAUGAGAAGCAAUUUGGCUGGGGAACAAAAUCACUGGUGACACAUACGAAGAUGGAGGGAUGGAAAAAGAGCAUUGGUGCUCUGAGUGAAGACGUCCUGAACAAGCUGUCGAAGAUGUUGGACAACUUAACCUGCGGAUGGAGGCAGCUGGCGAGUGUCGCGUCCGAGCAUCCGAAAUUCCGAUGCAGUGAGAGUGAGCUGACCAGCUGCUCACUCCAGGUGCUGAGCGCUGCAGGCAGCCCAGGACGCGCUCUCCUGGAUCGGCUGGCUGAUCGGUCCUGCUCCCUGGACUUCCUGCUCCAGUGCCUGGUGAAGAUGGACCACCAAGAAGCUGUGCAGUACCUCAACACCACAGUGUCUCAGAUGAUUCAGAUCACAGAGCAGCCACAGUCCCAGCAGGCCACAGAGGGCGGUAGGGUGGUAUUGACUUGCAGAGCCUCUGGUCCACCUGGACUCAGCUACCAGUGGUUCAGAGGCAAAGAUGAGAUUUUGGAUGCAACAGGGAGUACACCAGAGCUGGUUCUGUGUCCUUUGGCACCAGUGCACCAGGGUCACUAUAUCUGUAGGAUUAACCAUGGAGAAAACUACAGCUUCUCCCAAUGGGCUCAUGUUCUUUACGUCAAUUCUGCAGGUUGCAGCAGCAGUCUGUUUCCAGGCUCGGUGAGUGGGCUGCUUAUUACUCAUCAGCCUCAGUCCCAAGCAGUGUCUGAGGGCGACACUCUGUACCUGGAGUGCAAUGCAGAGGCCAACCCUCCUGCACAGUAUGAGUGGUACCACAACUUGGUGCCCAUGGAACAACACAAGACACAAUCACUCAAGAUCCCGUGUGUGACCACAGCACACAGAGGACAGUACAGAUGCAGGGUGUUCAACUUGUAUCACGAGGCGUGGACUGACACAGUGACAGUCACCAUCGGCCCCAGUUCCAUCACUGAUGCCUCCUGGGUAGAAGUUGACCGUGGCCCAGACUCACAGGAAGUCCACAUAUCAACAUAUGAACCAGGAAAACAUCCACUAAAAAGGACAGUCAGUCCGUCUCUGUCAGCCAAGCUUUUCUAUGCAACAGACAAAGUUGCUCUCCUGAUUGGCAACAUGAACUAUCUCUACCACACUCAGCUGUGUGCUCCCAUCGCUGAUGUCCACGAGUUGACCAACCUGCUCAGACAGAUGGACUUCAAGGUGGUUUCUCUGCUCGACCUCAACUGGCAGGAGAUGCACAGCGCCGUUACAGAAUUCCUCUUGCUGUUGGACAAAGGAGUCUAUGGGUUGCUGUACUUUGCUGGUCAUGGUUAUGAGAAUUAUGGCAACAGUUUCAUGGUUCCCAUUGAUGCACCGGCCUCCUACACAUCAGAGCACUGUUUGUGUGUACAGAAUAUACUGACCAGGAUGCAGCAGAAAGAGACUGGACUUAACGUGUUUCUACUGGACAUGUGUCGCAAAAGAAACCUGAAUGAUGAUAUCAUUGUGCAACCAGGACUGAUCAAGGUGACAGCAAAUAUAGUGUUUGGAUAUGCCACGUGCGUAGACGCAGAGGCCUAUGAAGUGAAGAGGGAGGAUGUGUCCAAUGGAAUCUUCAUAAGCUUCCUCAAGCAGCGAGUUUGUGACGAUGAGAAGGUCACAGUCAUGCUAGACAGAGUGGCUGAAGACAUGGGUCGCUGUGAGAUCACACGAGGAAGGCAGGCUCUGGAGCUACGCAGUAAUCUGUCUGAAAGACGUUCCCUCACCGACCGCAUACAGACCUCUGACCACUGUUCAGCGUCCUAUUCAGCACGAAACCUGCAGUGGGCUGUCGCUCACGUUCUACCAGAGAGCCUUUAUCUGCAGUUUGACUGUGGAGUGAAGGUUCAACUUGGGUUUGCCGCGGAGUUCUCCAACGUCAUGGUCAUCUACACUCGGAUACUUGAGAAGCCCAAAGAAAUUGUCUCCUGCUCUGCUCAGCUUACUGACUUCCCUGAGGAUGUGGACAUUGAUCUGAAGAAGAGUAACCAGGAGACUCUGCUUGAAGCUGGCAGUUUAUUAUUGAUCAAGGAAACUCUUCCUUCACCGGAGGUCCCUUGUCUCUACACGCGCAUCCAAAGCCUGCAGAGACUCAGGAGUGAGCUCACGUUCACUGCGUGCCUUCAUUACACUUAUACCAACAUGGAUGAAGAAGUACAGGAGAGGAAACCAGUGACGGUUGGUAAACCACUCGUCUCUAAACUCAACCUGUAUGAGCCACGACUAUCACCCUCCUGCUCUGCCUCCUCCUCCUCCAGCCUCGACUAUUUCAACAUUGCAGAGUGCUCUUCCUUUCCCGAGGCCUCUGCUGCUGCUGAUACAGCCUCAAAUACAUUGUCACAUUAUGCACAAACUGGCGGAGAAUCUGCCACCACUGACUUUCCAGCUGCAUCUAAAAGUACCAAUAUACCAGAGGAGACUGAGAGUCCUGGACUAUUUGAUCCCCUGCAACCUGUUGUGGCAAGCAAAAGCUUACCCCACAGCAAAGUAAAUGACACAAACUACAAAUUUAGUGACAUGUGCAAUUUUAAAUCUUACUAAGAAUUAUGAAAGCUUUGAUUUGACCAUUACAUAGAUAAAAUCAGAAGUAUAAACAAAGAAGUGCAAAGAUGAGGGGGGAAAAGGCCUGUGAUAGUGAAUCAUUCCACUAUACCCAGGAUUCAUGUGACUGUGGUCCACUCACCUGUUAUCUUUAUCUUGACUAUACGUUAAGCUUUUGUAAUGUUUUGUAAAAAAUUUGAUAUGUGAUAUGCAUUGAAAAACUAACACUGCAAAUCAUGUUCAAUGUGUUCUGAGUAAGAAGGAAGAAAUAAAACAACCAUUUAGACUA